AUGGGUCGAACUCGGGAGGCUGGCUGUGUGGCUGCUGGUGUGGUGAUCGGGGCUGGCGCCUGCUACUGUGUAUACAGACUGACCUGGGGAAGAGAUGACAACGAGAAAAUCUGGGACUACAAUGAUGAUGACGAAGAUGGAGAAUCUAGUGAUAUUACAGAAAUUGGGGUGGAGGCUGGGAAAGGAGCUAAUACUGCAGUGGGGGGCAGAGCUAGAUUUCAGGGUGACUCAAAGGCCAAAGUUAAAGUGGGCAAGGAACUCAAGAGUGGUCCAGAUAUAAAAAUGGAAGCCUACUCAGGAACCCAGAGAGGAAGUGGCCUAGAGGCCAAGGCCAAGGCCCUUUCAGCAUACUGA
Messenger RNA from Pipistrellus nathusii (Nathusius's pipistrelle), 354 nucleotides. NCBI's taxonomy places the organism in Eukaryota, Metazoa, Chordata, Mammalia, Chiroptera, Vespertilionidae. The record is from the annotation of a GenBank genome assembly.